GCAUCGAGCGCCACCCCUGGCUCAGUACUUGCAAAGCUUCUACUGCAGUGUAUUGUACACUUGUCAAAUUCUGGAGCGGUUAUUGAUGCAGUGACAUGUGAUAAUUCGACAACCAAUCGGUCAGCCUUGAGGUCCCUAGGUAAGUAUUUAACAACAUACGACUUGUGCUGCAGGCCAGCCAGGAAGAUUUAAUUUUAUUAGUCUCACAUUUCUAUGCAGGCAUUCGUGGCGACAUCAGAGACAAAUGAGUGUCAUUUCUGCACCCAUGUGACCCCUCUAGGAUGAUUUAUACUGUCAUUGAUCCACCGCACAUAUUUAAGUGUAUUAGGAACAACCUGCAGAAAGUUGGGAAGUUUUUGCUGCUACAAGGCCAGGAAGUAUAUCAUCAUCAUUAUGCGGAACUCCUGGAAUACGAAGAGCAGCAAUCUGGACUGCGUGCUGUGCCAAAGCUCACAAAGGCACAUAUAUACCCAAAUGCUUUCCAGAAAAUGAGCGUCAAACUUGCUGUUCAGGUAAGGUACUUUAUGUUCAGGUACUAUUAGGACAUGAAAAAUUGCUUUUGCACGUUACCCACAAAGAAAUGUGACAAAAAAAUGCUUAUUUCUAGUUGUUCAGUGAAUCCACAGCUACGGCCAUGGAAUUCUACAGUGAGCAGGAAGCAUGCAAAAAGCUCCAUGGGUCUGCAGCAACAUGUGAAUUCACCAGGAGGAUGAACAAAUUAUUUGACUGCUUGAACUCUUGGAGGCCUGAGCAUGUGCAGUACAACGAAGCUGAACAUGUUGCUAGAUUUUUUGGCAUUGUCAGACAUGUUGCUGGAGAUGGAGGACAGCCAACGGUCCAGCAAUUCCUAUUUAUAUAUAGGAUGCUUUCUGUGAAGAAUCUCGUGCAGCCGCCCAAGCGAUCCUCAGUAGCUGGAGAUGGUCCGCAACUGCUCCUCAAGCUGCAAGAUGUGUUCAACAAAGAAAAGCCUACUGCCUGUCAUGCUGACUCUUUGGCUAUUCUUCUGGAUGAAGUCCUCUUGGAACCUGCAGAAACCGCGGAGGAGGCUUCAGUUCUGCGCCAUCAGCAGUCUCCAAAAGAAUACAUAAUGGAUUAUCUUGCUGGCUAUGUCGCAAAGAAGUUUUCAUCAUUGAGCUGCUCGAGCUGUGUUGGAACAAUGAGAAGUUUGGAACGAGCGGCAACUGGCCUGAUUCUUGCCAAAUCCAGAGGUGGUCUACAAGUGCCCUCCAGCCAGCUAGUCGCUCUCCUCCAAAUUGUGGAAGAUCAUUUGGAAAUGUACACAGUUGACAAAACUGCCUGUUCUGAUGUGUACAUGAAUAUUGUGGAGAAUGUUUUGAUGGACAGUCGUACUGCUACAGCUGCUGUUGGCUGCAAAUCGCACUUCAUAAGCACAACUGCAGAAGUAGUUCAGUUUUUUCUUAAGACCCGCUUGCAUUUUUUCACAAGAGAAAAAAACAAGCAGAUGCAAGCAAAGGGACGAGCUUCAUGUCCAGCAGGGGGUGGUAGGAAACCAACCAGUUGAAGGGGUACCAGUGAAAGGGGCGCAGUAGGAAUCACGAUUAUCGUGUAAAGGCGACCACUUACAAAAAAUUGCAAUGCUGAUGAAGGAGAACAAGGGUGUUGCAAGGUCUGAUGAGGGCAUUGAUGAUAAAACACAUUUGUUUCAUGCUUUGUUGCAACCUCAAUUUGUGUUAUGCUAGUGUAGCGUAGUUCACAUAACAACAAUAGCGCCUUCACCGCGACAAUCUAUGAAAUGUAUAACACUAGAAUUCCUUUAAAUGCAAGUGUUAACAACAGAAUAAUAUGCAUUGUUUUAUUUUCCAUUGUCCUUUAGGCUAUUGAUGGGCUACAAUUCUUCAAUUGCAUGUACUUUUAAGUAUAUCAUCAUCAUCAGCCUAUAUUUAUGUCCAGUGCAGGACGAAGGCCUCUCCCUGCGAUCUCCAAUUACCCCUGUCUUGCGCUAGCGUAUUCCAACUUGCGCCUGCGAAUUUUCUAACUUCAUCACCCCAUCUGGUUUUCUGCCGUCCUCGACUGCGCUUCCCUUCUCUUGGUAUCCAUUCUGUAACCCUAAUGGUCCACUGGUUAUCCAUCCUACGCAUUACAUGGCCUGCCCAGCUCCAUUUCUUUCGCUUAAUGUCAACUAGAAUAUCGUCUAUCCCCGGUUGAUUACUAUUUCGAACGAAAGUACCUUGACUGUUUUGGGAACUGUACAGGUCAGUAUAAAUUCUUCCGCUGCUUUUACUAUGUCAUCUAAAUUACUGAUGAUAUUACCAUGCUUAUCUUUCAGUGCAUACAUCUUGCCUUGUCUUAUGCCAAGCUUUCUUCUUACUGAUUUCUUGCUGCGUCCAUAUUUUACGGCUUCCUCAAUCUUUCCCACGUUAUAAUUUCGAAUAUCCCUUAUUUCUUCUUGUUGAUCAGUUUUGACAGUUCAGCGAAUUCUGUCUGAUCUCUUGAGUUGGACACUUUCAUGUUUUGUCGUUUCUUUAUUAGGUCCUUCGUUUCUUGGGAGAGCUUCCCUACUGGUUGCCUCAGUGCCUUACCUCCCACUUCAAUUGCUGCUUCUGAGAUCAGCCUAGUUACGGUUUCAUUCAUUACCUCUAUGUUAUCUUCAUCUUCCUGUUCUAAAGCUGCAUAUUUGUUUGCGAGCACCAGCCUGAAUUGGUCUACUUUCACCCUUACUGCGUCUAGGUUGGCCUGUUUCCUCCUUACUAAUUUCACUCUUUCUCUCUUCAAAUUGAGAGAAAUCCUAGACCUCACUAACCUAUGGUCACUGCACUUUACCUUACCUAACACUUCUACAUUCUGCACUAUGCUUGGAUCGGCAGAGAGUAUGAAAUCUAUUUCAUUCCUUGUUUCUCCAUUAGGGCUUUUCCAGGUCCACUUCCUGUUGCUGCGCUUCCUGAAGAAUGUGUUCAUUAUUCGGAGCCUAUUCCUUUCUGCGAAUUCUACCAACAUCUCUCCUCUUGCAUUCCUAGAAUCGAUAUAUAUAUAGUAUAUAAGCAGCUAUAAGUAAGGAGGUUAUUAGCACACUGUUGUUAGCUAUAUUUGCAUUAUGAUUUGUUGAGCAAGUUGUCUGUGCGUGUUUAAGUAACAGCUGAAGAAGUGGAAUGGUGGUAUCUCUAACCAGCCAUUCUUUUUAAAUUGCUGUAUUUGUGAUGUGGCUACUUGUGUUCGUUUGAGAGUUGUUUUGCCAUGUGUUAUAAAAUGCCUAUGCUUUACACUUUCUUGUUUAUAGAAACAAUCUUAUGCAUUGUGCAUUUAUUGCCAUUCGUUUGCUGGUGUUUGUUUCCUGCCCCUUAAUACAUAUCUCUCACGUUUGAUGUUUUUUUAUUUAUGCUUAUUAUAUCAGAUUAUUAUAUCUUUUAUAUCAGUGCUUUUAGCAACUUCUUGCAUUGUGAAUGGUGGAACAUUCAUGACCGGACACCUCUUUGUGCUGUUUGUAUUUCGCUCCACUUAUUUCACAUGAUAAAUAAAUGAUCAUGCUUGUAUGUUGUUUUUGCACCAACACGUUUUAUUUCUUUUCUUAAUCGAAUUAUAAAGCAGUUUCUUUUAAUUUUUCGACCAUGAUAAGAAUGUAAAGACCGGUGAUUACAACAUUUUAACAUCCUGUAAAUAGUUGUGCAUUAAGAAACAAAAUACCUAGUCUCAUCGUUUCUGCGUCGAAACCACGAGCAGCUUGAAUAAGUGCUGGGCUUACUGACGCUUCUAAAAGACUGCUUGCUAAGGCAAUUGCCUAAUUACAAUACAGCUAGUCUAAACUGUGCAGGUCCUAACACUUCACGUUCGCCUUAAUCCGUUGCUAAAAGCCGCACCGAAGACAUUUAGUAGUGAAUUUUGUCUUGCAUUUAUCCUACCUAAAUCUCAUUCAGAAAUGGCAUCGUUUUGCAGAGAAAUCUGAAGCGCACGGAGCACCUCAAUUUCCUUUUCAUUGUCAUUAAGUAUUCUACAGAAACAGCCUUUUGCAAUAACAAUUUCAUACUUUUGAUCUCCGGAUAAGAUACUGCCCACAGUUUAACAGAAAGUGAACAGCUGUGCUCGGUGAACAAUCUGGCGCUAUGCGCAACGGAGAGUUGGCGCUUACUUACGGGUGAGCGGGGGUGCAACAGCCCACAUGUUUGCAUCUGGUGAUAAGUG
Dermacentor silvarum is the source of this 4134-nucleotide messenger RNA. RefSeq lists its product as uncharacterized. Bases 635 to 1522 code for a protein of 295 amino acids. The transcript is spliced from 4 exons. Lineage: Eukaryota; Metazoa; Arthropoda; Arachnida; Ixodida; Ixodidae. The record is from RefSeq and is a predicted model, not a curated record.